Molecule: messenger RNA, 1371 nt
Organism: Eruca vesicaria subsp. sativa (arugula)
Lineage: Eukaryota; Viridiplantae; Streptophyta; Magnoliopsida; Brassicales; Brassicaceae
Source: the annotation of a GenBank genome assembly
CUCCUCUUCACUACCAACUCAGCAAGUGUGUGUGUCUCUCUCCGUUACCAACCGCACCUAAACCCCUUCUCGUUCCUCUGCAUAUGAUCCUCUGACUCUCUGCCCCUUCCUCUGAUUUUACUCUGUUUUCUCCAUCUCCUCUGUUUUUCAUCAAUGGAGACGUCAUUAUAUUAACAAUGACAUCGUCUUCUUGCUCUUCCCAUGCUACUGUGUUCCUCCACCAUCGACGCGAGCAAUAUACCUCCAGACCCAUUAACAAACCUUCCUUCUCUCUUUGCUGCUCUGUUCCUCCCUCGAAGCCGCGUGCCACCUCUGUUCAUGCCGUUAUGAGUCAUAAAGUAGAAGCCUUUUAAUAAAGUUUAAACCUUUACGUUAUUGUUGUUAGAUCGUUGACAGGGAAGAGACGAGUAGAUGAGAGCGAGAGUUUGACUCUAGAAGGUAUACGAGAGAGACUCUUUGAUCCGACAGGAAGCAGCAUUAUAUUUGGUCUGUUGGAGAGAGCCAAGUACUGUUACAACGCGGAUACUUAUGAUCCCACUGCUUUGACAUGGAGGGAUUCAACGGUUCUUUGGUUGAGUACAUGCUCAAAGGCACUGAGAAGCUUCACGCUAAGGUUGGUAGGUACAAGAGCCCUGAUGAACAUCCUUACUUCCCUGAGGAUUUGCCAGAGCCUAUGUUACCUCCUCUUCAAUACCCAAAGGUAUUGCAUUUUGCUGCUGAUUCGAUAAACAUAAACAAUAAGAUAUGGAUCAUGUACUUUAGAGACCUUGUGCCAAGACUAGUGAAGAAAGGUGAUGAUGGUAACUACGGGUCAACAGCUGUGUGUGAUGCCAUCUGCCUUCAGUCUCUUUCAAAGAGGAUCCAUUACGGUAAAUUUGUUGCAGAGGCUAAGUUCCAAGCCUCACCUGAGGCAUACGAAUCAGCUAUCAAAGCACAAGAUAAGGAUGCAUUUGAUGGAUAUGCUGACGUUCUUGACUGUGUAGGAGGGGGUAAAGAAGAGAGUUGAGAUGAAAACCAGAACAUAUGGGCAAGAACUGAAAGUGGAGAUGGAGGAGAAAGAAGAAGAGUUCAAGUUUACAAGAUCAGUCCGAUCUUGGUGGGGAAUUUGUAUGGUGAUUGGAUCAUGCCUUUGACAAAAGAAGUUCAAGUUUAGUACUUGCUUAGAAGACUAGACUGAAAAAAAAAUGUUUUGAUACUAAACUAGUAAUGUCUUUUUGGAUUGUUUUUUGAAUUUUUAAACUUUGCAAAUCUGUUAAGGUUAUUUUACACUGUUUGUACCAUGUGUUGGUUUAACUGUACAAAGAAGAUUCCCGUUUUCAAGGUUAAAUGCUAAAAGGUGUGGUUUAUGUACAUAAAAAAAUUUUCAUUUGU